Molecule: messenger RNA, 1222 nt
Organism: Neopsephotus bourkii (Bourke's parrot)
Lineage: Eukaryota; Metazoa; Chordata; Aves; Psittaciformes; Psittacidae
Gene: AMBP
Product: alpha-1-microglobulin/bikunin precursor
Exons: 10
Coding region: 100-1137 (345 amino acids)
Cellular component (GO): plasma membrane; cell surface
Molecular function (GO): serine-type endopeptidase inhibitor activity
Source: RefSeq, a predicted model, not a curated record
GUGCCCGCAGUCUGAAGGUCACACUGCUGUGCAGAGCACAGAGUCCAGGACCCCACCGACAGGCCGAGGCUCAGCGGCACUUCGAAGCCACCGGACACAAUGCUUUGGGGUCUCCUUUCCCUUCUCCUCAUUGCUGUGGCCAACGGGACCCCCAUCGGGGACCAGGAUAAGGAUAUUCAAGUACAGGAGAAUUUUGAGGCUGAGCGGAUGUACGGGAAGUGGUACGAUGUCGCUGUCGGCACGACCUGCAAGUGGAUGAAGAACUACAAGGAGAAGUUCAGCAUGGGCACACUGGUGCUGGGCCCUGGCUCCAGCACUGACCAGAUCAGCACUGCCAGCACCAGGCUGCGGCAGGGUGGCUGCACACUCGUCUCAGGAGAGUACCAGAAAACCAGCACCCCUGGCAAAUACACCUACUACAACCCCAAAUGGGAUGUGUCUAUCCAGUCCUACGUGCUCCGCACCAACUACGAAGAGUACGCUGUCAUUCUGAUGAAGAAAGAAAGCAGUUUUGGCCCAAGCACAACCCUGAAGCUGUACGGGAGGAGUCCAGAGCUGCGGGAGGACCUCAUUGAGGCUUUCCAGCAGCUGGCUCUGGAGAUGGGCAUCCCUGCAGAUUCCAUCUUCGUCCUGGCCAACAGAGGCGAAUGCAUUCCUCAGGAGACCACGACCGCCCCACAGCGAGCACGGAGAGCAGUCCUGCCCCCUGAGGAGGGCUCGGCCGCGGGCCCCCUGCCCCCUUACAUGGGCAAUAAGGAAGACUCGUGCCGGCUGAGCCGGGACCCCGGGCCCUGCAGCGGGAUGCUCUCCCGCUUCUUCUACAACUCCUCCUCCAUGGCCUGCGAGAUCUUCCUGUACGGAGGCUGCCUGGGCAACGGCAACAACUUCUACUCGGAGAAGGAGUGCCUGCAGGCGUGCCGGAGCGAGGCUGCCUGCCGGCUGCCCGUCGUCCCCGGGCCCUGCCAGAACCCAGUGACUCGCUGGGCAUUUGACGCGGCCCAGGGCAAGUGCAUCACCUUCAGCUACGGCGGCUGCAAAGGCAACGGGAACCAGUUCUACUCGGAGAAGGAGUGCAAAGAGUACUGCGGGGCCCCUCCGCUGGCAGAGGAUGAGGAGUUUCUGCAUCUGUCAAACUGACAUGGGUGGAAAACAAGGUCCUGGUACCCAGCACCAGGCCCCACAGGAGACACCUUCAGCAGUAAAUGUCUCUAAUGUGACCAAU